AUAAUAAUAAUAACUGUAUUUAUGGAUGAUUGAACAGCAGGAAAACGAAGUCUUCAGGGAGUCCAGGUUACAUAACCUGGACUCAGUGACAUGUUUAUCUACAGCGUAGACCUGAACCAACCAAUCAGAGAGCACAAUGAUCAGAUCAAUACUCCACCAAUCAGUGACAGAGUCAGAGUGGACCAGCUGGUUCUGGUUCUAAACCCCUGCAGAGCAUCCUGCUGACCUGGGCUCAGCCACGGAGACCGUCCCUAUAAAGAGCAGCGGCCUCACAGGGUCUAGGUCUGUCCCCCAUCAUGUCUCGCUGUGUCCUGGUCCUGGUCCUGGUGUCCCUGGUCUGUCUGACCCGGUUCAGCUCGGCUCAGCCCGUCGACAGCCGGACCGAACUGAAGAAGGUUCAGGACGUCCUGGAGGAGUUGAAGGCCGAGAGACGAGAGAUGAGUGAGCGUCUGGAGGCGGCUGAGAGAGAGCUGAAGAGAGUCCGCGAAACACCUAAAGUUGCCUUCGCUGCCUCGCUGGGAGGAAACGGUCUCGUGAAGACGACGACCGGCAACAAAGACCUCGUCUACAAGGACGUCCUGACCAACGUGGGCGGGGCUUAUAACGCUGAGACAGGUGAGUUCACCGCUCCGGUUCGUGGAGUCUACUACGUCCGCUUUACGGCCAACGCUCCCACUAACUUCCCCAUGAGCUCCGUGCUCUACAAGAACGGCGCUGAGGUCCAGCUGAUCGCCCACGAGCAGCCGUCCGGAGAGGGCAGCGACACGGCGUCCAACGGCGCCGCCCUGCUGCUGGAGACGGGCGACACGCUGAAGAUGGUGCUGUGGAUGAACACGCAGAUCUGGGACAACAGCAACCACCACAGCACCUUCAGCGGCUUCCUGCUGUUCCCCCUGGUGGAUGAACCUCCGACAGAGUUUGACGCUGAAGCCGAACUGAAGACUCUUCAGGCUUCACUGAAGCAGCUUCAGACCGACAACCUGGGAGUCAAGGAGAGACUGGAGACGACGGAGAAGGAGCUGAAGGCCAUGAGAGACGUACCGAAGGUGGCGUUUGCGGUGUCUCUGGGAGGAGACGGUCUCCAGAAGUCGACAUCAGGAAGCAGAACUCUGAUCUACAGAGACGUUCUGACCAACGUGGGUCAGGCCUACAGCUCAGAGACGGGUGAGUUCACCGCUCCGGUUCGUGGAGUCUACUACGUCCGCUUUACGGCCAACGCUCCCACUAACUUCCCCAUGAGCUCCGUGCUCUACAAGAACGGCGCUGAGGUCCAGCUGAUCGCCCACGAGCAGCCGUCCGGAGAGGGCAGCGACACGGCGUCCAACGGCGCCGCCCUGCUGCUGGAGACGGGCGACACGCUGAAGAUGGUGCUGUGGAUGAACACGCAGAUCUGGGACAACAGCAACCACCACAGCACCUUCAGCGGCUUCCUGCUGUUCCCCCUGUGAGGACGAGGCCUCACCUUCAUCAUCACCUUCAUCAUCAGGACCUUUGACAGUCUGAUUGGU
Messenger RNA from Anoplopoma fimbria (sablefish), 1508 nucleotides. RefSeq lists its product as uncharacterized. Bases 297 to 1448 code for a protein of 383 amino acids. The transcript is spliced from 8 exons. Gene Ontology annotation, molecular function: protein binding. The record is from RefSeq and is a predicted model, not a curated record. Lineage: Eukaryota; Metazoa; Chordata; Actinopteri; Perciformes; Anoplopomatidae.